AUGAUGACCGGCACCACGGCGGUCCUACCGCUGGCAGCGCAUGCACUCAAGGAAGCGCGAGGUCAUCUGAUCGUCAAGAACCUCAGCAUUGCCAAGGAGGAAACGAUCUACUUUGUCGGGUCGCUCAUGGACGUCAUCGUGGCUGGCAAUCCCCAUGGAGGGGAGCACGGCGAGCGACAUAAAGGACACCGCGCGCAUCCUUGGUCGCUUCAUGCACAACGUCGGUUCACCGACGACGUCGAGUGUCUUCCCGCAGACAGCGAAGAUACGUCGAAGUUGGACAAGUUGAACUUACCUGAUGGCUACUAG
This is a messenger RNA of Aphanomyces invadans, 309 nucleotides long. RefSeq lists its product as hypothetical. The transcript has 3 exons. NCBI's taxonomy places the organism in Eukaryota, Oomycota, Saprolegniomycetes, Saprolegniales, Verrucalvaceae. The record is from RefSeq and is a predicted model, not a curated record. Bases 1 to 309 code for a protein of 102 amino acids.